This is a messenger RNA of Punica granatum (pomegranate), 685 nucleotides long. Lineage: Eukaryota; Viridiplantae; Streptophyta; Magnoliopsida; Myrtales; Lythraceae. The record is from RefSeq and is a predicted model, not a curated record.
GUAAAUCGUAUAAAUGUCCAGCCAGUUCUCAAAUCAACACCGUCACUUCUCUCCUGUUCCUGUUGCUGUUGGUGCAGUGCAGCAGAUCGUCAUCAUCAUCAAUGGGGAGGCCCGUGUCGUUCAAGGACGAGUUCACGUUCGAGCAAAGGUUGGAGGAGUCGCGCGAUAUCAUCGCCACGUACCCCAAUCGGGUCCCCGUUGUAGUGGAGAAAUAUGAGAGAACAGACCUGCCUUACUUGGAGAAGAAGAAAUUCUUGGUUCCACGGGACAUGUCUGUGGGGCAAUUUAUACAUAUCCUAAGUGGCAGACUCCGUCUGGCUCCGGGAAAAGCGCUCUUUGUUUUCGUAAAAAACACUUUACCACAAACAGCGAGUUUGAUGGAAUCAGUAUACGAAUCAUUCAAGGACGAAGAUGGGUUCCUCUAUAUGUGUUACAGCAGUGAAAAGACCUUCGGUUUCCAAGAUGUACGGAACCCUUGAUGCUGAUCUCUGUAAAUGCAAGUCAUUUUCUGUAUCCAUCUUUUCAUAUUUUGGUUCGAUAGAAAUCAAACAUGGACCUCUAUGGAUCUGUUAUUUCAUUGAUUUAUCUAUAUGUAAUUGACCGAACUUGGAUAAGUUCAUCCAGGAACAUAUAUUCGUUUUUUCCCUUCCUGCAUAUAGCGGAUUUUAUAUAUUCAUUUUUUCUA